Molecule: messenger RNA, 1965 nt
Organism: Eutrema salsugineum
Lineage: Eukaryota; Viridiplantae; Streptophyta; Magnoliopsida; Brassicales; Brassicaceae
Product: probable eukaryotic translation initiation factor 5-2
Exons: 2
Coding region: 475-1782 (435 amino acids)
Biological process (GO): translational initiation; formation of cytoplasmic translation initiation complex; formation of translation preinitiation complex
Cellular component (GO): cytosol
Molecular function (GO): eukaryotic initiation factor eIF2 binding; GDP-dissociation inhibitor activity; translation initiation factor activity
Source: RefSeq, a predicted model, not a curated record
GAAACGGAAAAGUCGAAAUACUGUAAAAUAAAAUUUGGGUAUUUUUCCUUUUCUAUUCCCAAGUUAACCCUAAUAUCUCCAACAACUCUCUUCCUAUAUAAUCAAACGCCUCUCAACGACGAACUCUUUAUUCCGUAUCAAUCGCUUCUUGUGUCUUCGAUUUCCUCCUCGUCUAAUAGAAAGAGAGUUUUGCUUACAGGAGAUUGGGUUUUGCAGUUUUUCGUCACCUGCAAGUGGAGACAGAAUCGGAUAUUUGAAGCUUCUUUUAUGUCUGACAAGAUUUCCCCGUUUUGCUGUCGAUCUGGUUGCUUGGAAGAUACUGUCCUACUUCCAGAAUUAAGAACUACAAGUUCUUCCAUAACUCUAGGCUCACGCAUCUUCAAACCGGAGACUCCUUUGAAGAUUGUCGCUCAGUUUCCCGGUUCACAAAAAGCCAUUGGUUCUUUUUUCCCCGUCUGACAAGAUCUCUCAAGGAUGGCUCUGCAGAACAUUGGUGAAUCCAACCGUAACGAUGCCUUUUACAGGUACAAGAUGCCAAAGAUGCUUACCAAGACUGAAGGCAAAGGCAAUGGCAUCAAGACCAACAUUAUCAACAAUGUUGAGAUUGCCAAAGCCUUGGGGAGGCCUCCUUCUUACACGACCAAGUACUUUGGCUGUGAGCUCGGUGCUCAGUCCAAAUUUGACGAGAAGACGGGGACAUCGCUUGUGAACGGAGCCCACACCACCCCCAAGCUUGCCUCGCUUCUGGAGGUUUUCAUUAAGAAGUAUGUCCAGUGCUAUGGAUGUGGCAACCCUGAGACUGAGAUUAUUAUCACAAAGACGCAGAUGGUGAAUCUCAAGUGUGCUGCUUGCGGGUUUAUCUCUGAGGUUGACAUGAGGGAUAAACUGACUACAUUCAUUCUGAAGAACCCACCGGAGGCGAAGAAGGGCUCAAAGGACAAGAAGGCAAUGAGAAGGGCUGAGAAGGAGAGGCUCAAAGAAGGUGAAGCAGCCGAUGAGGAGCAGAGAAAGCUGAAGAAGGAAGCUAAGAAGAAAGCUUCUACCAACGGGAAGGAUGCUUCUUCUUCUAAGACGUCCAAGAAUCAUACUUCUGAUGAGGAUAUCAGCCCGAAGCAUGAUGAGAUUGCGCAGGAGGUGGACGAUGAUGAAGACGAUGAUGAUAUCCAGUGGCAAACCGAUACUUCCCGAGAAGCCGCUGAGAAAAGAAUGAAAGAACAGUUGAGUGCUGCGACUGCAGAGUUGGUGAUGCUCACUGCUAGAGAAGAAGAAGAGAAAAAGGUUCCCAAAAGCCUAGCCAACGGAGAAACUGAGAAACCGCAGGAGGAGAAGAAGCUCUUUCAAGAAAUGAAAGAGUAUCUGAAGAAAGGUUCACCGAUAAGCGAUCUCAAAACUUUCAUCUCCUCUCGCUCGGAUCCUCGUCAAGACGUCAUGGACGCACUCUUCAGUGCUCUCUUUGAUGGUGUGGGCAAAGGAUUUGCAAAGGAAGUGACGAAGAAGAAGAACUACUUGGUGGCUGCAACGCAAGAGGAUGGAUCACAGAUGCAUCUUCUCAAUUCGAUCGAAUCAUUCUGCGGAAAGAAUGGAAACGAAGAAGCGGUCAAAGAGGUGGCUCUGGUUCUUAAAGCAUUGUACGAUCAAGACAUCAUUGAGGAAGAGUUUGUUUUGGAAUGGUACCAAAAGGGUCUGACCGGAGUUGACAAAAGCUCGCCGGUUUGGAAAAAGGUGCAGCCUUUUGUCGACUGGCUCCAGAGCGCCGAGUCUGAGUCGGAAGAGGAGGAUUGAGACUUCUUUUGGCUCUUUGGCUGUUUCUUUUUAAUGGGUUUUGUGUCAGUUUUUCGUCUGUUUUUCGUCUGUUUUCAGUAAGCAUUUUCUUUUGCAUACAAUAAUGGAACAAUAAUCUACAAAUGGUUGCUCGUACUUGUUGCUAUUCAAGGAAUCUAUAAAAAUGAGUUUGUGGUGUUAUAA